CAGAAUUUUUAAACAACAUAUAAAAUGAGAAGUGAAUUAAUCGAAAAUCCUUUUCUCGUCCAGAAGGAGCCAUCUAGCCGCAGUAAUGUUGAAUCGGGUGAACUGUCGUGAGCAGAGCCAGAACUGGGAAGCAAAAGUGUAGUAAUGGCGGUGUAAUACUAAAUUUCGUGGAAGUAUUUGAGAUUGUAGUAGUAAAUAUCCCGUAAAUAGGAAAAUGAAUUGGAUCAUUUUUUGCUGGAAAAGGAAUAAAGGGUGAUCGACAUUUAUGAUGCCUACAUCUUUCGAUUACCCAAUGAAGAAAGAUGCCAUUCAUACGUGUAAAAUGUUUACCGAGUGACUGCUGGACCCAUCAACGUUCUGUGAGCGCCUUAACCGACGUUGGCAAGUGAGAUUAGGUAGUGAAGGAAAUUUAAGGGAUUUUAAUACAAUCCUAUGAUGAAUGUGUUGGACAAAGUGGUGUGCCUGAAACUAAACUGACGUAGAAGCCAUACAAGACUGCUUUUCAAAUGAGCUGUGAACUCAAUACUGGUGGUGGACCCGGAUCCAGCCGUAGUUCCAGUGGUAUCCAAAUUGGCUCUGCUUGGUUUCAGAGAAGGAUCAACCUCAGGCCUCAGCAUCGUGGGGUCCACCUAGUCACAGAAGAGGUUCUGCGACUUAUACCUGAAAUCUCACAGUUUUCUGUUGGACUUGCUCACUUUCAAAUACUCCAUACGUCAGCUAGUUUAGCAUUGAAUGAAAGUUGGGAUCCAGAUGUCCGGGAUGAUAUGGAAAUGAUGUUAAAUCGAAUCAUCCCUGAGGGCUUGCCGUAUAGACACUCGUGCGAAGGCCCGGACGAUAUGCCCGCCCAUGUCAAAGCUUGCUUCCUGGGAUCGUCGUUGACAUUGCCGAUUAGCGACGGCCGUUUGGCGCUGGGCACUUGGCAGGGCAUUUGGUUGUGCGAACAUCGAAACCAGGCCGGUUCGCGAAAGUUGAUGGUCACCUUGCAGGGAUGUCUCCGACCCGACGACCGUCACCUGGGCUCCUCUGGCGGAAUGCGAAACUCGCGUAGUCCAGCUCAUCCAGGCGCGGAUUCACCACUGGCCUCUACAUCUAGCUAACCUUCUCUGGCUUAAAAAACAAACAAAACAAAACCAAAAAAAAACCCCAAAAAACUAUGAUGAUCCACACGCAGCAUUCGCCUAUCCAUUCCUCUCUCUAUAUAUUUUUUCUUCUGUAUUUUCCCCCUUUUUUUUUUUUUCCUUUUCUUAUUUUUUCUCUUUUCUUUAUUUCAUUCUUUCUUUCUUCUCGGUCUCCAAAUUAAAAGUUCGUACACUGGAAUUCCCGAUUUGGCCCGCUCUUUCUCCCUUUUCUUUAUCUCUCGUCCAGUUCUUUUCGCAUCCUGCGUGCUCUUGUCUACCGACUUCGACAGGUUGACGAGGUCUUUUUUUCCUUCUCCUUUUUCGUUUCGUCCAUUCUCUCCACGUCAACACACACUCAGUUCGAUAAAAGUGGGAUUCCGGAAGGAGUUGGGAUUCACCAGACAGUGAAAUGGGAGGGUAAAGAGUUGCUCUUACGAUUUACUGUUUUAAAACAAACGAAAAAGUAGCCAAUACUUGAGAGCCGCUGGACGGAAUAUUCUCUCCACUGCCUUCUGAAGCAAAAAAGGCAGUCGAAUGCAACAUCCCCCCCCCCCCUUCCAAAGUCCUUCCGCCAUCCUUUGUUUUCUAUUCGGUUUUGUUCUCCCCUUUUGAUUUGCCGGGUUGGCUAUUGCUCGUCACUAUGCAGCGUUUCCCUUCGAGUGUAGGAGAGAUCUUGGGUUUCCGUCAGAGAAGAUUUCGAAUAGAAUUAAGAUAAAAUAUUAACGGAAACACACACACACACACACUUCCGAAGCAACACGAAAUCACAGUUAUGAGUAAAACUCACUGAAACACAUGGUAUAGGUUUAAAAGACCUUGGUAGUACAUAAGUAAAAAGUAAAAAAUAAUGUAUUAAUCGGGGUGGGGUUCCGUUGAGCUGUAGAAAAGAAUAAUUUUUGCUCCCAUUUCUGUAUUUUGUUAUCGUAGUGGCGUGUGUGUGCGCUCCACUUUCCACCAAGUCCAUUAGCAUCAUCCGUAGAAUGAAUGGUGGCGUUUUUUUUUUUUUUUUUUUAUUCUUCUUUGUUUUAUUUUUUUUUGUACCCUUCCCACCACAUUACCUAUUACUGCAAUUCCCAUCCGCUCCAUUCCCGUUUCAUCGUGACAUCCUCCUUUUCCCCACAAUCAUUUUUGCUCACUUGCAAUAACUUUCAACUCCCCACUUAACUUCUUUCCCCGCGGUCUUACGGGUUCGUUCACACACACACACACACACACAAAACGGGAUGGUGACUUCAUUUUUCAUUCCACGUCAUUGCGAAAUAUUUUCCGACCUUUUCCUUCGCCAGCCAUUGAUCCUCCUCACUCGAGUGCUCUCCUAUCAAUUUAGUCCCGUUUUCUUUUCUUAUCAACCUGUCCAUUAUUUUGCAGGGGGUGGAGGGUAUGCACGUUUUGGCGACCCACAGCGAUUUUUGUUUUGUUUCAAUUGCAGAUCUUAGGACUUAGUUCUGUCAUCUGAUGAUUAUCUCCUUUCCCUAAUUAUUAUUUUUCGUUUUAUUUAUAGUAAUCAAUUUCUUGAUGCCCAACCGAUUAUUUUGCCUAGAAAUCCUCUUCCUCCUCACUCGUGUGUUAUUGUAUGGCUCGGUAGCUACCCGCCUCUCUCAACCGAGGUUGAGAGUUUUAAGAAACACAUUAAAUGAUGACGAAACGAGAAGGUAGUGAACUCUGCAAAAAAAAAAAAUUGUAAUAAAAGAGGAAUGUCUCGUUAUAGUCUUAGUUGAAACGUAGAGACACAAAAAGAGCCAUAGAGAGUCUAUGAAGAAGUCGUGCUCUUCGUGUGUGUGUGUGUCUGUGUGUGUCUGUGUUACGUGUGUAGAGAAUCAGACAGAAGGAGUUUAAAGAUUUUUUUGGUUGUCUUUAUAUUUUUUUUUUUUUUUUACGUUUUGUUGAAAUAUUUUGUGUAGAAAUAGUUUUCUUCGUCUUUGAACUGUGUGUGUCAGACGGUUUAGAAGAAAUUGUAAAAGAAUUGAUCCCUGUUUGAAUUGUGUUCACGAUUUGCAGUUCUGUUUUGGGUUUUGUAUUCAGAAUUAGAUAUUUCGAUUUGGAUGGAAGUGGCAGAUUGAGACAUACACACCCCACAUCAUCGUUAGUGGCUGUCGAUAGUGUAAACGAAUUCGAAUGAUGUUUAUGUUGACCUUCUUUUUUCCUCCCUAUGUAAUAAUAAUACUAGUUUCUUCCUCUUUUUUGUGGGGAUUGUUGAAUUGCUCCUUCUAGCUCCAUACCCACCCGCCUCCUGGUCCCUACUCUCUCUCUCUCGCUCUAUCUAUCUCUAUCUCUCUUUAUUCAUCUAUUUUGUCCACCCACAAUAAACAUAAAGCCCUCCUAUUUGGCGUUUGUGAUGCAUUAUUAUUAAUAGACGCUGCCGUUGCGGUUGCCGUCUGCUGAUGUUUUUAUUCUAAUAUUAUCAAAAUAGAUGCAAACAUUCUCAAUUCAUUAUUAUUAGGAAUCGAUAAGGAAAAUAUCGACCGGCCACAGUUGACUUUUCAUAGCGCCAGUGGUGUCGUCGGUGUCAUCGUCAUACUUUUAUGAUUGUUAUAAUUCUUCUUUUUCAUCGUCAUUCAUUUCUGUUUCAUUUUUACCACGAGUUGUUCAUCUUUUUUAUCGGAGGGAAGCAUAAGCCUUUCGUCCUUUCGUUUCCCUUAGCAGCUCGUGUCUCUCAAUUGGCUGUUGCAUUUCUUUUUUUCCUUUUUUUUCCUAUUUCCUUAUUGUAAAAAAUUUUUUUUACACCAUAUAGUCACGCAUUAUACUGCGACACUUACCAAAAAAAAAAAAAAAAACGAAAUUCUUUCAAUCAUCACUUUGUUCUUAUCUCUCAUUUAUGAUUGGCUUCCUUUCGUGUCGUUGCUUCUCUCGGUGGUCCUGAAAUUCACACACACACACACUCUUGUUUUGUUUUCUCUUCUUCUACACGAGUUGAACCAUCAAUAAUGACAGCAAGCGACAAGAAAAAGUUAAAAAUCCCGCAUUUAAAUGUGUUUCAUUUCCCAGUUGUGCUGGCGGGUUACGCGCAAUCGUUUGAAUAAUUACUGGGAGAAAUAAUGACGAAAACCAACAGUAUAAAGAUAAUAAUAAAAUUUCCAUGAGUUUAGACGAGACACCCCCAUUUUUUUUUUCGAUUAUUUGUUGUUGUUGUCUUGAGCUAUCGUCAAUAAUGUUGUCUCCCGAGGAUGACGUAAAGCACCUGUUUGAGGUUGUGGGAGGUAUUGGGUGGGCCGUUUGUUUGAUUGUUUGUUGAUUUUUUCUUGCUCUUUUUGGAUCUCCAAUCGCUGCCAUUCCUUUAAAAAUGAGGAGGCAAAACUUAAUCAUUCCCUUUUGUCUCUUUUUAUUCAUUGACUGCCAGGCGCGAAAGAAAACAUUGAUGAGAAUAAAAUUUGGGAUAAAUCUCAA
Daphnia magna is the source of this 4502-nucleotide messenger RNA. Its product is annotated as UPF0047 protein YjbQ. NCBI's taxonomy places the organism in Eukaryota, Metazoa, Arthropoda, Branchiopoda, Diplostraca, Daphniidae. The record is from RefSeq and is a predicted model, not a curated record. Bases 507 to 1097 code for a protein of 196 amino acids. The transcript has 5 exons.